AUGCUACAAUUGUGCUGCGGUUGUAGCCGGGGAAACUGCACUCUGCUGUUCGGUGAUAAGAGCUACGACAAUGGCGUCGAGCGCAGCGGCGCUUUUGCCGGCCGCGACGUCAGGUUGACAUUCCGAGCGAUUGGAAGGUCGCAAACUGGUCUGAUGAUUGCGGCAGUCAUUACCCAGACGUCGGCCCGCGGUCUGCUAGAUUGGCGGCCAUCUCCCCCAUCUGCCGGCGAUUGGCGGCCAUUAUGCGGCACGCGCCCUCACCGUUUCCGUUCGACCGCACCGGUAAUUCCCCGGCGGCUGAUUGGAAGGGGAGUAGCG
Molecule: messenger RNA, 318 nt
Organism: Iphiclides podalirius (scarce swallowtail)
Lineage: Eukaryota; Metazoa; Arthropoda; Insecta; Lepidoptera; Papilionidae
Source: the annotation of a GenBank genome assembly